CCAAACCAAAAGCAAUUAAGCAUUCCGAAAUCUUAGAAUCUCCCACCUGGCACCUGUUGCACUGAGGCUGUGAUCUGCGAGCUUAUCCAUUUCCGCAGUUAAGCAUUCUAUCCCCACGCCCCACACAGAUAUCGGACAUAGGGAAACAUGUGGAUGGGACCUUCCUCUGAACAUCUAGCCGCCGUCGGUUCUGUAUUUUUCCCUUGGUUUUAGUGGCGCUCGGAUUUUAUUUUUUGAUUUUUUUUUAUUUUUAAAAUUCAAAUGGUAAUGGAAGAUAACGGGAGUUGCGGCAGUAGAGUGGUGGAAUCGAUGCCGGCCAACACUUGGCAGCAACGGAGAAAAUUGGAGGUGUACAAUGAGGUUCUUCGGAGGCUCAAGGAUUCCAGCAACCAGGAGGCUCAAUUGCAUGGCUUCGAUGAUCAACUCUGGGCUCAUUUCAAUCGUCUCCCUACUCGGUAUGCAUUAGAUGUGAAUGUGGAAAGGGCAGAAGAUGUUCUCACACACAAGAGACUUCUGCAUCUUGCACGUGAUCCUUCCAAUAGGCCUGUCUUUGAAGUUAGAGUGGUUCAGGUAUCUCCAGUCACUGAAGGGAACAUGCCAAGGUCUGUUCAAUCAAGUUCUCCAAAUAAGGCUACCCCACAGAGUGUCCAUCCACCACCUGCCUUUGGCUCUUCUCCUAACCUCGAAGCGCUUGUUCUUGAAGCAAGCAAACCACAUGCUCCAGAUGAGAACAAUGCUGUUAACCAUUCUGAAAAAUCCCCAAGGCCCAUGCAUGAAAUUACAUUUUCAACUAGUGACAAGCCAAAACUUCUCAGUCAGUUGACUUCGUUACUGGCUGAGCUUGGACUGAACAUUCAGGAAGCACAUGUGUUUUCCACUGUAGAUGGGUUCUCUCUAGAUGUCUUUGUUGUUGAUGGUUGGCCUUAUGAGGAAGUUGAGCAGCUUCGAACUGCAGUGGAAAGGGAGAUUUUAAAAUUUCAGAAAGGCAUUUGGCAAACUCAAAAGUCUUUGCAUUCUUCAAAUGAGGGCGACCAUAACCAAAUAGUGGUCAAAUGUGAACCUGUGGCAAUACCUAAUGACGGAACUGAUGUCUGGGAAAUUGAUCCUCAACUUCUGAAAUUUGAGAACAAAAUUGCAUCUGGCUCUUAUGGUGACUUGUACAAAGGAAUAUACUGUAAUCAGGAAGUUGCUAUAAAAAUCCUCAAGUCUGAACGUCUAAACUCAGAAUUGCAGAAGGAGUUCGCUCAAGAAGUAUAUAUUAUGAGAAAAGUCCGUCACAAAUAUGUUGUUCAAUUUAUUGGAGCAUGCACCAAGCCUCCAAACUUGUGCAUGGUAACAGAAUACAUGUCUGGGGGAAGUGUAUAUGACUAUUUACACAAACAAAAGGGUAGUUUCAAACUUCCAAAUUUGCUUAAAGUAGCAAUUGAUGUAUCGAAAGGGAUGGAUUACCUGCAUCAGAAUAAUAUUAUACACAGGGAUUUGAAGGCUGCCAAUCUUUUGAUGGAUGAACAUAAAGUUGUUAAAGUGGCUGAUUUUGGAGUUGCCAGAGUUAAAGCACAGACUGGUGUUAUGACAGCAGAAACUGGGACGUACCGAUGGAUGGCCCCUGAGGUUAUAGAACACAAACCUUAUGAUCAUAAAGCAGAUGUUUUCAGUUUUGGGAUUGUGUUAUGGGAACUGUUGACUGGAAAGCUUCCAUACGAGUACUUAACCCCAUUACAAGCUGCUAUUGGAGUGGUCCAGAAGGGGCUGCGGCCGACUAUACCGAAACACACUCUUCCUAAAUUUGCUGAGCUGCUUGAGAGGUGCUGGGAGCAAGAUCCUGCAGCUAGGCCUAAUUUUUCUGAAAUAAUAGAAAUUUUGCAGCAAAUAGCAAAGGAGGUUGGAGAUGAAGCAGAUGAUCGUGGCAAGGAGAAAUUUUCUGCAGGAAUUUUUUCUGCGCUAUUACGCGGUCAUCAUUAGCUUGUAACUUAAGGUUUACCUCUAAAUUUCAGAGCUUUUACCAUUCAUUAUCAACACUGUACAGACAGAUUAUGUCCUUGUUUAUAUAUGUAGGAAGAUGAGGUCGUAGUUUUGCGGUUUUUAUU
Ipomoea nil (Japanese morning glory) is the source of this 2087-nucleotide messenger RNA. Its product is annotated as serine/threonine-protein kinase STY46. Gene Ontology annotation, molecular function: protein kinase activity; ATP binding. The transcript has 16 exons. Gene Ontology annotation, biological process: protein phosphorylation. Bases 262 to 1962 code for a protein of 566 amino acids. The record is from RefSeq and is a predicted model, not a curated record. Lineage: Eukaryota; Viridiplantae; Streptophyta; Magnoliopsida; Solanales; Convolvulaceae.